Messenger RNA from Rubroshorea leprosula, 2266 nucleotides. NCBI's taxonomy places the organism in Eukaryota, Viridiplantae, Streptophyta, Magnoliopsida, Malvales, Dipterocarpaceae. The record is from the annotation of a GenBank genome assembly.
UGGGAAAUAAUUUUAGUUUUCAAACUAGAUCAAUUACAAAUUUGAUCUAAGCAUGUUUAUCAGUGAGUUGAAUUCAAAUAGCUAGCAAGCUGUCCACCCAUUUCCACCAUAUUUUUCAGAACACCUCAUAAAUGAUGUGCAGACCUCAUAAACGAUGUGCAGAUGUUAUGCUAUACAUUAUUACUGGAGACAGAACAAGCUAAUAAGAGAAAAAAAAAAAUGGAAGGAAAAUGAUUAGGAACAGUGGUUGUCUGAUAAAACUUUUUGUGAAAUGGAAAACAUUGCAGUCUGGAAAGCUGCCAGAAAAAACCGCCCAAAUUAAGAAAAAGAAAAGAAAAAUUAAUGCCAAAUAUUUGGGCGUUGUUUUAGGGAUUUUCGUUUUUCUUUUCUCGUCUUUAUUUAUUUAUAGCCAGCGGUUUUGUUCCCCUGUAAAUAUGUUAAGCCACAAAGCUAAUUAAUCUUUCUCCCUCUCAGCCCCCUCUGCAUCUCUCUCUUCUUCUUCUUCUUCACCGUUAUUCAGUUCAAUUUCAAUUCAGUGUUUUCAACAUUGAAAACCUAAAAAUGAACGGCAAAGCCUCCAUCUCUAAGGAGCUUAAUGCAAAGCACACUAAGAUCUUAGAGGGCCUCCUUAAGCUUCCAGAAAACAGAGAAUGUGCUGAUUGUCGAAGCAAGGGUCCGAGAUGGGCUAGUGUAAACCUUGGAAUAUUCAUAUGCAUGCAGUGUUCGGGAAUUCAUCGUAGUCUUGGAGUCCAUAUCUCACAGGUACGGUCUACUACUUUGGAUACAUGGCUACCAGAACACGUUGCUUUUAUGCACUCAAUGGGUAAUCAGAAGUCUAAUAGUUUUUGGGAAGCAGAACUGCCGCCUGAUUUUGACAGAAGUGGAACUGGGAAAUUUAUCCGAUCCAAGUACAUGGACAAAAGAUGGGUUCGUUCUGGGACAACACAACCAAUUCCAGCUUUUGGUCAGAUUAGCAAUAACAUCAACCAUUUUGUUGAAGGUGGAGUCAGAAAUGGCCUUACAAGGAAAACAAGGACACUUUCACUUGAUGAAGAGAUUCUUACUAAGCACAUUGCAGAAACACAACUUCAUUCCCCAGCAUUAAAAUCCCGUGCGGGUUCUGCCGAUAUGAAGAUUAAGUUCAUUGCUUCUCCUCUUCCAAAGGGACCAAAUUUGACCGAUAGCAAUGCAUCCACAAAGAUUAAUGGAACAACAGAUCCUUUCAACUUGUGUAAUUUCAUCGCGACAAAGCAUGAUCAGACUAAUGAGAUUCCCCCAUGCUGGGCAACUUUUGAUUGUUAGUAUAAUAGUUUAUUGAAUGAGCAUUCUUAAAGUUAUUCUUUCUUACUGAAGAACUUGAGGAAUAUACAGUUUUUAUGUGUGAUUUAGAAAUGAAAAUUUGCUGAAGAUCUAUCAAGUAUCAACCACUGAAGAUCUAUCAAGUAUCAACCACUGAUAGCCUUGAAUGCAUGUGCCCCCAUGUAUUGUAUUUUAAUGCAUUGUUAUGAAUUCUGCCACAACAAGUUAAAGUAAGGUCUCUGUUUGCAGGAAUAUAGCUCACCAUGUUGAAUCUAUUCGUUGAUGUCUUACUAACUGCUGGAAAACAAAGACAGACUCAUGGAGUGGUGCUCGUUCUUAAGGUUAGGUUUGCUAUCCCAAUGUGAUGUCAGCUGACUUUGCUCCAAACAGAUAAUAUGAAGCAUUGCAAUUUGUGAAGUUUGCAUUUCCUUCCGGCUUUCAAGAGUAGUGACUUUGUUUCACUGAAUAUGUGCCUCUGCCAAGCAGUAGUAGGAGUUGCUUGUAUAGCCAUGAACUGUCUAGUCUAGCUAAAAUUUUCUGUACGUGCUUUCUCUUUGGUUAUAUUUACUAUUGCAGUUUAGCUUGCAGCAGCGAUUUUACCAUUUCCAGAACUCCACGGCGAGCAAAUGCGUUUUUUGUUACCAGAUGAUUUUGUUUUGCCCAAUUGCAAAAUCAGUCAUCUUCUACCAUAAUAUAUAUAUAUAUAUAUGUUGGUAAAUUGAAUGAUGGAUUCUGUACAAAAGAGGAUAGCCCUCCCCUUUUCAGCUUUCCCAAAUUCUUUCCCACUACUCAGAUUGAGAACCUAAAUUGUUCAAUUUAAAAUCUUAAGUUACCUUGCUCUGUUUUGGUUGUUUUGGCUUUUUUUUUUUUAAUUAUUUUUAUUCCGGGGAUUUGGCCAUCUCAGUGCUGUGUUUUGUAUUAAUACUAUGGAUGUGGUCCUGCUGAUGGGCUUGACAUCACAUUUAUU